Fusarium coffeatum is the source of this 3081-nucleotide messenger RNA. RefSeq lists its product as uncharacterized. The transcript is spliced from 7 exons. Lineage: Eukaryota; Fungi; Ascomycota; Sordariomycetes; Hypocreales; Nectriaceae. The coding region runs from base 1 to 3081 and encodes 1026 amino acids. Gene Ontology annotation, molecular function: tRNA methyltransferase activity; protein binding. The record is from RefSeq and is a predicted model, not a curated record. Gene Ontology annotation, biological process: tRNA methylation; wybutosine biosynthetic process.
AUGGCUAAACAAAAGAUUUCGUCCUCGAGGAUGGCCAAGACACAGGCUCUCGAUGACCUGAUCAUGGGAACAAAUAGCAGCAGCAUUGUGUCAAAAAGGAGUGUCGAACGACUUUACUACCCCAAUGAGCUGCACUUCUUCCGAUACUUUGUUAACAAGUUUCAACGAAGAGCCCCUCUCAUAAACCGUGGAUACUGGCUGAGGCUCAGGGCUAUUGAUGUGAUAGUUCGCCAGUUCAUCACUGCACCGAAGCCCGGCCGAAGAAAGGUCGUCAUCAAUCUUGGAGCAGGAAGUGAUGUCCUCCCCUGGCAGUCAUACCAUCGAUAUGGCGAUUCUUGUGAGAACACACUGUUCAUAGACGUUGACUACCCGGAUCUCAUGCGGAAGAAAAGAGCUAUUGUUCUAGGCACGCAGCAACUCCGUGAAUUGCUUGGCAAUGACCCUUACAUCAGCGAAAAGGAUACAGAUCCCCUCCUUCUUCGCAGCGAUAAAUACUGCCAGGUGGGCUGCGAUCUUAGGGAAUUGGAAAGUCUUCGCAGGUGUCUCGAGUCGUUUCUGCCCUUAUCCGAAUGUUCAGUGUUAUUCGUUGCCGAAGUCUCGGUGACUUAUAUGGACACAGUACCAGCAGAUGCUCUUAUUCAAUGGGCAAGUACCAUAGGGCAAGCUGAAUUCUGUCUUUUGGAGCAAAUUUUACCUCAUGGGCCAGAACACCCCUUUGCCAGCACCAUGCUGAAGCACUUUGACAAACUCAACACGUCCCUCAAAUCUGUAAAUCAGUACCCAACCAUUGAAAGCCAGCGCAUUCGAUUCGAGAAGCGGGGAUGGGCUAGUGUUGAUGUCUGGGACCUGUGGGAGGCUUGGAACAGUCAAGUCUUCCUCAACUCGUCCGAGAGGGCUGCUCUGGAUGACGUAGAGCCCUUCGACGAGUGGGAGGAAUUCAUCCUCUUUGCAAGACAUUACAUUGUUUUACAUGCGACGUCUUACCAAAAGAGUGAGAAGGGUGCUGGGCAAAAUAUGCGAGCCUCUUCUCCUGACAUGCAUGUCAAAGCAAACACGAUCGCGACCAAGUCUCUGGGUGCGCCCAAACGACGAUUUGGUGCAGCAUUGGCAGCCUCCAAUCCAGAGGGAGGCAAAUACCUGGUCCACGCUUUGGGCAUGGGGUCUAAUGCAAGACUUGAUUCCUGCGAUGUUUAUUCUCUUCAAGAAAGCAACCCUCCUUUCGCGAUGUCGUCCAAUGGGCCUUCUGCAAGGAUCUGCCACACGAUCACGGAUCUAGGACAAGGGGACUUCCUUCUUGCUGGAGGUCGUGCCUCUCCUUCGAAGGCUCUAAUCGAUUGUUGGAUCUUAAAGAAAAACUCGAACAGCUGGGAAAAAACGUUUGAACUGCCUGUUCCUUUGUUCAGACACUCGGCUGUCCAAUUGCCAGGAUCGUCGCUGGUUCUGGUAUUGGGUGGUAAGACUGGGCCAUCUCAAAUAUCAUCAGAUUAUUUUGUCUUUCAUCCUGUCAAAGGAUGGCUCAAAUGUCUGGUCUUUGGUCUGGUACCAAACUCGACCUUUGGGGCAUUUUCUGUUGCUUCAACAAAACUCGUUGGCAAGCUUGGACAUUUUGAAGGUUUGCUGGCAGGUGGUAUAGGUGGUGAUGGAACAAUAAGCAACCAGGCGUAUUUCUGGACAGUCAACACUACAACUAACGAGCCGCACAUUCACUUUGAACCUGUACCAAACUAUGACCAAAAAUCUUGGGUCCUGUCAAUCUUCGGCGCUCAGACUGCUACUAUCGAAUCGUUGACUCUUGUGUGCGGUGGUGUCGGCCAGGAUCCUUCUGCACAAGGCCAAUCCAUGGCUUGCCUUGCGAUGAAGAACGAAUCUCUAGAGGCAUAUCUCGUAGAUCUAGGAGAAAAGGUUGGGCAAUUGCCUUUCAUGGUGGGAUCCGCAGCCGUUUCUUACAAUGCUCAACUAGUCCUUGUGGGCGGAGGAGCUACAUGUUUUUCUAUGGGGACAUUUUGGGAUGCCGGCGUUUACACAAUCGACUUUUCAAAUGCUGUCUCGGAGGUUAUACCCAAUCGAAGAAUGCACAAUGAGCCGGUAACAGUCAGAUAUCAGGAUUCACCCAAGCUUAUACAAACAUCGUCAGACAGUGGCCAGCCAGUGCCUCGAUCCAGUGCUAGUAUCACUGCGAUUCCAAGGAUCAAAUUGCAAUCGAGGUCGGACUUCGACAAGCUGGUCCAGAAUCGAGAGCCAGUAAUCAUCGAAAGUCUGGACUUGGGUGGCUGCGUAGAGAAAUGGAAUGCAGAGUAUCUGGUUCAAAGUGUGGGCGAGUCUAAAAAUGUUGGUCAGGUUGUUGUUCAUGAAUGUCAAACUCCAACAGGCAAAAUGGAUUUUAACUCCAAAAACUUCCGCUAUGUCACUGAAUCAUUCCCGACAUUCAUGACCAAGGUCGCCAAAGGAGAAGCGUUGUACUUGCGCGCUCUCUCAGAGGAAAAGCCUACAGAGAACCCUGCAAACCUUGCAGAUGACUUCCCGGCCCUGGCCGAUGACUUUCGGUUACCAGAAGAACUCGGCUUGGUCAAGGAUCGGAUGUUCAGUUCCGUACUGAGAAUAAGUGGUCGAGCAAACAUGUGGCUACACUACGAUGUUAUGGCCAACGUUUAUACUCAAGUCCAAGGAUCAAAGCGCAUGAUCCUCUUUCCGCCAACAGACGUUAACCAUCUGGCAUUUGCACCGGGUGCCUCAAGCUCAAGUCUUGAUGUCUUUUCAGCCUUAUAUGCUCAUCAACUGGCAUCAACCAACCCACACGAGGCCUGCCUGAACCCAGGCGAUCUCCUGUUCAUCCCUGCCAUGUGGUUCCAUACUGCCAGCCCAAUCACAGACCUCAGCGUUGCCAUUAACGUCUUUUUCAGGGAUCUCGAAAGUGGCUACUCAACAGGUCGAGAUGUGUACGGAAACCGAGACCUGGCAGCAUACGAAAAAGGACGACAGGACAUCGGCCGGAUUGUCAAGAGCUUCGACCGGUUGCCUCCUGAAAUACGCCAAUUCUACCUCAAAAGGCUUGCAGAUGAGCUGCUACACCAGCAACUCUGA